Messenger RNA from Elephantulus edwardii (Cape elephant shrew), 2372 nucleotides. RefSeq names its product DEAD (Asp-Glu-Ala-Asp) box helicase 17 (gene DDX17). The transcript is spliced from 13 exons. Gene Ontology annotation, molecular function: ATP binding; RNA binding; RNA helicase activity. The record is from RefSeq and is a predicted model, not a curated record. Gene Ontology annotation, biological process: alternative mRNA splicing, via spliceosome. The coding region runs from base 287 to 2248 and encodes 653 amino acids. NCBI's taxonomy places the organism in Eukaryota, Metazoa, Chordata, Mammalia, Macroscelidea, Macroscelididae. Gene Ontology annotation, cellular component: cytoplasm; ribonucleoprotein complex; nucleus.
GGAGGGGACGCUUCAACUGCGGCGCUGCCGGAUUCGCGGGUGGCCAGACCUCCCCGCCGCGCUCAGAACCCCGAUUCUCUGUGUUUUGCUCCCGUCUCCGACGAGAGAGGCGGCGACGGUGGCGUCUGCGACGGGAGAUAGCGCGUCGGAGCGAGAGAGCGCCGCGCCUGCCGCCGCCCCGACAGCGGAGGCGCCGCCGCCAUCGGUCGUCAGCAGGCCGGAGCCGCAGGCCCUCCAGAGCGCGGCCAUCCGUGCCCCGCUCCCAGAUCUCUAUCCUUUCGGGACCAUGCGCGGAGGCGGCUUCGGGGACCGGGACCGGGACCGGGACCGUGGAGGAUUUGGAGCCAGAGGUGGCGGUGGUGGUCUUCCCCCGAAGAAAUUUGGUAAUCCUGGGGAACGUUUACGUAAAAAGAAGUGGGAUUUGAGUGAGCUCCCUAAAUUUGAGAAGAAUUUUUAUGUGGAACACCCAGAAGUGGCAAGGCUAACACCAUAUGAGGUUGAUGAGCUACGCCGAAAAAAAGAGAUUACUGUGAGAGGGGGCGAUGUUUGCCCUAAGCCUGUAUUUGCUUUUCAUCAUGCUAACUUUCCACAAUAUGUAAUGGAUGUGUUGAUGGAUCAGCACUUCACAGAGCCCACUCCAAUUCAGUGCCAAGGGUUUCCUUUGGCUCUUAGUGGACGGGAUAUGGUGGGCAUUGCACAGACUGGCUCUGGGAAGACAUUGGCGUAUUUAUUACCUGCAAUUGUUCAUAUUAACCACCAACCAUAUUUGGAAAGAGGAGAUGGCCCAAUUUGUCUGGUUCUGGCUCCUACCAGAGAGCUUGCUCAGCAGGUACAGCAGGUGGCUGAUGACUAUGGCAAAUGUUCUAGAUUGAAGAGUACUUGCAUUUAUGGAGGUGCUCCAAAAGGUCCCCAGAUUCGUGACUUGGAGAGAGGGGUUGAGAUUUGCAUAGCUACUCCUGGACGUCUGAUAGAUUUCUUGGAGUCCGGAAAGACAAAUCUUCGCCGAUGUACCUAUCUUGUACUAGAUGAAGCUGACAGAAUGCUUGAUAUGGGAUUUGAACCCCAGAUCCGGAAAAUUGUUGACCAGAUCAGGCCUGACAGGCAGACCUUGAUGUGGAGUGCAACCUGGCCGAAGGAAGUAAGACAGCUUGCUGAGGAUUUUCUUCGUGAUUACACCCAAAUCAAUGUAGGCAAUCUGGAGUUGAGUGCCAACCACAACAUCCUCCAGAUAGUGGAUGUCUGCAUGGAAAGUGAAAAAGAUCACAAAUUGAUCCAGCUCAUGGAGGAGAUAAUGGCUGAAAAGGAAAAUAAGACAAUUAUAUUUGUGGAGACCAAGAGACGCUGUGAUGACCUCACUCGAAGGAUGCGCAGAGAUGGGUGGCCAGCUAUGUGUAUCCAUGGAGACAAGAGCCAGCCAGAACGAGAUUGGGUACUUAAUGAAUUCCGUUCUGGAAAGGCUCCCAUCCUCAUUGCUACGGAUGUAGCCUCCCGAGGGCUAGAUGUGGAAGAUGUCAAGUUUGUGAUCAACUAUGACUAUCCAAAUAGCUCAGAAGAUUACGUGCACCGCAUUGGACGGACGGCUCGUAGCACCAACAAGGGCACUGCUUAUACCUUCUUCACCCCAGGGAACCUAAAGCAGGCCAGAGAGCUGAUCAAGGUGCUGGAAGAGGCAAAUCAGGCUAUCAAUCCCAAACUGAUGCAGCUAGUGGAUCACAGAGGAGGAGGCGGCGGAGGGGGUAAGGGAGGUCGUUCUCGAUACCGGACAACUUCUUCAGCCAACAAUCCCAAUUUGAUGUAUCAGGAUGAGUGUGACCGGAGGCUGCGAGGGGUCAAAGAUGGUGGCCGAAGAGACUCUGCAAGCUAUCGGGAUCGGAGUGAAACCGAUAGAGCUGGUUACGCUAAUGGAAGUGGCUAUGGAAGCCCAAAUUCUGCCUUUGGAGCACAAGCAAGCCAAUAUGCCUAUAGUCAAGGCACCUAUGGUGCAGCUGCUUAUGGCACUAGUGGCUAUACGGCCCAAGAAUAUGGGGCUGGCACUUACGGGGCUAGUACCACCACCACCACUGGGAGAAGUUCACAGAGCACUAGCCAACAGUUUAGUGGGAUAGGCCGGUCCGGGCAGCAGCCACAGCCACUGAUGUCACAACAGUUUGCACAGCCUCCAGGAGCUACCAAUAUGAUAGGUUAUAUGGGGCAGACAGCCUACCAGUAUCCCCCCCCUCCACCUCCCCCUCCUCCUUCACGCAAAUGAGACCACUCAGGUGGUAGUGACUUGUGCAAACUUCAUACAGUUAAAGGAACACUCUGUCUCUUGGUUUCCCCCCCUUCUCUUCUUUUUUCUUUUUUAUUUCUUCCCCCCACCCAUUGUGCUUUGU